Messenger RNA from Paramisgurnus dabryanus, 5863 nucleotides. RefSeq names its product pyruvate carboxylase a (gene pcxa). Gene Ontology annotation, molecular function: pyruvate carboxylase activity; metal ion binding; ATP binding. Gene Ontology annotation, cellular component: cytoplasm. The record is from RefSeq and is a predicted model, not a curated record. Gene Ontology annotation, biological process: pyruvate metabolic process; gluconeogenesis. Lineage: Eukaryota; Metazoa; Chordata; Actinopteri; Cypriniformes; Cobitidae.
ACUGAUUCAAGAAAAAUUAAACCGACCAAAUAGUGAAGAAGGUGCAAACAAUUUGUACCAGGGGGGAGUAAGAUUUUAAAUAACCGCAGUUUAUUUGCGUCUACACGCUGGAAGCUCAAACUUCAACGUCAUCCAGCGACCUGGACGCACCAACGCCAUAACGAACUGUCAAUUUAAUGUAACGUUAAAUACGUGAAUUCGGCCUGACACAUCUAAUUAUUGCGUAUCUACGCUUGUGGCGUAGGUUUACCAUUCACAGAAAGUUACACAUUUAACGCCUGGCGUUUAUUCGAGGCAUAGGAUUGGACACCAGACCACAACUAACUAUCGUGAGGCAAGAAGAAGAUGCUGCUACAUAUUGGAGGAAAGCGCUCUGCCCUGGGCCUGUUGGCCAUCAGGAGGGCGUGGUAUAUGACCCGAUCCGCCCACACCGCACCUCAGACACUGGAGUACAAACCCAUCAAAAAGGUCAUGGUAGCCAACAGAGGAGAGAUUGCCAUCCGUGUUUUCCGGGCAUGCACAGAGCUGGGGAUCCGCACGGUUGCCGUCUACUCCGAGCAGGACACGGGUCAGAUGCACAGACAAAAGGCAGAUGAGGCUUACCUAAUCGGCAAGGGAUUGCAACCUGUAGCUGCCUACCUGCAUAUACCAGACAUCAUCAAAGUGGCCAAGGAGAAUGACGUGGAUGCCAUUCACCCAGGCUACGGCUUCCUUUCAGAAAGAGCAGAUUUUGCCCAGGCAUGUGCUGAUGCUGGGGUACGUUUUGUUGGCCCCAGCCCAGAGGUGGUGCGCAAGAUGGGAGACAAAGUCGAGGCCCGUGCCAUUGCCAUAAGUGCAGGUGUGCCGGUGGUACCUGGAACAAACGCUCCCAUCUCGACUUUGCAGGAAGCUCAGGAGUUCUCUAAAACCUAUGGCUUCCCAAUUAUCUUCAAGGCAGCAUACGGCGGUGGAGGCCGGGGAAUGCGUGUAGUCAGGGAGUAUGAGGAACUGGAGGAGAACUAUCAGCGGGCGUACUCUGAGGCACUUGCAGCCUUUGGCAAUGGAGCUCUGUUUAUGGAGAAGUUCAUAGAGAAACCCAGACAUAUCGAGGUCCAGAUCCUGGGAGAUAAAUACGGCAAUGUCAUUCACUUGUACGAGAGGGACUGCUCCAUCCAGAGGAGGCACCAGAAGGUGGUGGAGAUCGCCCCGGCCUCGCAACUCGACCCGCACCUCAGAGACCGACUGACCGCUGACUCCGUUAACCUCGCCCGACAGGUUGGUUAUGAAAAUGCAGGCACAGUGGAGUUCCUGGUGGACAAACACGGUAAACACUACUUCAUCGAGGUCAACUCUCGUCUCCAAGUGGAGCACACAGUUACAGAGGAGAUCACAGAUGUGGAUCUGGUACACGCUCAGCUGCGAGUAUGUGAAGGUCGCAGUCUGCCAGAGCUGGGCCUGAAACAGGACAAGAUACGGAUCAAUGGAUAUGCAAUCCAGUGCCGUGUGACCACUGAGGACCCAGCACGUGGCUUCCAGCCUGACACGGGGAGACUGGAGGUCUUCCGAAGUGGAGAGGGCAUGGGAAUCAGGUUGGACAGCGCCUCUGCCUUCCAGGGUGCACUCAUUUCCCCUCAUUACGAUUCCCUCCUGGUUAAAGUGAUCGCCAGCGGAAACGACCUGCCAGCUGCCUCUGCCAAAAUGAGCAGAGCGUUAGCGGAGUUUCGGGUCCGUGGGGUCAAGACCAACAUCCCCUUUCUCCAGAAUGUGCUGAGUAACAGUCAAUUUCUGAACGGGACAGUAGACACUCAAUUCAUCGAUGAGAAUCCAGACUUGUUCAACCUCAAACCAGCCCAGAACCGAGCCCAAAAACUGCUGCACUACCUGGGUCAUGUUAUGGUGAACGGCCCGACUACUCCGAUUCCCGUCAAGGCUAAACCUUCUCCCAUCGAUCCAGUCAUCCCACCAGUACCUCUUGGUGAGCCACCAGUGGGUUUCAGGGAUGUGUUGCUGAGAGAGGGUCCAGAUGGAUUUGCGAAGGCGGUGCGUGCCCACCGGGGUCUGCUGCUUAUGGACACCACGUUCAGAGACGCCCACCAGUCCCUCUUGGCCACUCGCGUACGCACUCACGACCUCAAGCGAAUCGCGCCGUUUGUGUCUCACAACUUCAGCAACCUAUUCAGUGUGGAAAACUGGGGAGGUGCUACGUUUGAUGUGGCAAUGCGUUUUCUGUGCGAAUGUCCCUGGAAGAGGCUGCAGGAGUUGAGGGCCUUGAUGCCAAACGUGCCUUUUCAGAUGCUUCUGAGAGGUGCCAACGCCGUUGGAUACACCAACUACCCUGACAAUGCCGUCUACAAAUUCUGCGAGGUGGCCAAAGAAAACGGCAUGGACAUCUUCCGCGUUUUCGACUCUCUGAACUACCUUCCCAACAUGCUCUUGGGGAUGGAAGCAGCCGGAGCGGCAGGAGGAGUGGUGGAGGCAGCCAUCUCGUACACGGGUGAUGUCUCUGACCCCACCAGACAGAAAUACUCCUUGGACUACUAUCUCAAACUGGCAGAUGAGCUGGUUAAAGCUGGAACUCACAUUCUUUGUAUCAAGGAUAUGGCGGGUCUGCUGAAGCCCGACUCCAGCAGUUUGCUGGUGGGUGCGUUGAGAGACCGCUUCCCUGAUGUGCCCAUACACGUGCACACGCACGACACCGCAGGGGCCGGCGUGGCCGCCAUGCUGGCGUGCGCGAAGGCCGGGGCUGACAUUGUGGACGUGGCGGUGGACUCCAUGGCCGGGAUGACGUCCCAACCAAGCAUGGGUGCAAUUGUGGCGUGUACCAAAGGCACUGAACUCAAUACUGGCAUCUCUCUCGAGAAAGUUUUUGACUACAGUGAGUAUUGGGAGGUGACCCGGGGCCUUUAUGCUCCAUUUGACUGCACAGCGACCAUGAAGUCUGGGAAUGCUGAUGUCUAUGAGAAUGAGAUCCCAGGUGGCCAGUACACCAACCUCCAUUUUCAAGCACACAGUAUGGGGCUGGGGAACAAGUUUAAGGAGGUAAAGAAAGCCUACACAGAAGCCAACAAGCUGCUCGGAGACCUCAUCAAAGUAACUCCCUCCUCUAAAAUUGUGGGCGAUCUGGCACAGUUCAUGGUGCAGAACUCUCUGAGUCGGGCGGAGGUGGAAGAGAGGGCGGAUGAGCUGUCUUUCCCCCUCUCCGUGGUGGAGUUCCUGCAAGGGCACAUCGGCAUCCCACACGGAGGCUUCCCUGAGCCCUUUAGGUCAAAGGUUUUAAAGUCUCUGCCCCGUGUGGAGGGCCGUCCUGGAGCUUCUCUCCCCGCAAUGGAUUUCCAAGCUUUGGAGAAGCAACUGCGAGAAGCCCACGGGCAUAAAAUCACCCCAGAGGAUGUGAUGUCAGCAGCCAUGUACCCGAAAGUGUUUCAGGAGUACAAAGAUUUUACUAAAACCUUUGGCCCUGUGGACUGUCUCGACACCAGAAUUUUCCUGGACGGACCCAAGAUUGCUGAAGAGUUUGAGGUGGAACUGGAACGAGGCAAGACUCUCCACAUCAAAGCUUUGGCUCUGGGAGAUCUUAAUAAAGCCGGUCAGAGAGAGGUUUUCUUCGAGCUCAACGGUCAGCUCAGAUCCGUACUUGUCAAGGACACCGUGGCCAUGAAGGAGAUGCAUUUCCAUCCUAAAGCCCUAAAGGACGUCCGCGGACAGAUAGGAGCUCCUAUGCCUGGCAAGGUGGUGGAGGUGAAAGUGAAGCAGGGUCAGAAGGUGGAGAAAGGGCAGCCGCUGUGCGUCCUCAGCGCCAUGAAGAUGGAGACGGUGGUUAACUCGCCGCUGUCUGGCACCGUGGCCAAGGUGUACGUGACCGCCGACAGCACCCUGGAAGGAGAUGAUCUGAUUCUGGAGAUCACUGAAUAGAUAUCAAGACCUGUAGCAGGGAACAUGACACAUCAUCACUGCCAACCCCUGCAACGCUAAACACAAACUCGCACACUAAAAUCAACACAGUUACUAUACAUACGGCAGACACAUUACCUAACACGUUUAUUUUUAAAGAAUCUGUCAACAGUAUGCGCUUAUUCGAAAUCCUUCAUCACUUUUAUUGUCUGUGAGAAGGAUGCGAACUAGCGUUUUGCUUUUUUUAGUAACAGCUGCUAAUGUUUGUUAAUUGUUAAUGAGAGUAGUGAUCACUAAAAGAUUUAUGCUAAGAAUGAAGCAAUAAAUAAAUAACCGAAUUAGUCUUAAUAUAGGCCGCGUUUCUGUGUGUCUUACACACAGUAUGCAAUCGUUUACAUGAAUGCACUAUAAAAUGGUUCUUUAGAGCUAACAAAAAUCCCAAUCAUCCAAAAUUUAUCCUAUACACAGUCCAUACCCCUAACUAGAGCACAAAUUGUCUUUUUGAGCACAGUUGCAGAUGAAUAUUCAUCCUUAAGUCUUAUUAUAGAGUAGCGUAAAUUAUCGACCAGUUAAUUGACAAAUAGCAGUGUUAUAAAUACCCGCUCUUCUUUAACCAAUGGCCUUGCUCAUUUAAUUGGUCAGACAGAUAAAUGCUCAGACACGAGUGUGUUGAGUUCCAUUGAGGGCAAUGAUGAUCGAUGGCUUUAUAUUUAAGAGCACUUAUAGACUCUUUGGGGACUGCAGGGAACACUCGGUUGAAAUGCAGACUUUAGGGGGACCUUCAUUUCCCAGGACUCAUCUCAUGCUUCGGUUUCAAUCCCUCCCUUAAUGCGAUUUUAUUUCGCUGUCCCGUUACAUUCCCCUAAGCAACAGAUGCCUCGUGGCCGCUAUAUUGGCACAAAUAGCUGUAUUCUCCAGCAUUGUCUAAUUUCCCAUGUUGAACACAAUUGAUAUAAUUUGUAACUGAUAAUGAGAGGUUUGAUUUAAUGGCCCGUUUAAUUGAAAGCACUCGUCCUGGAAUCUACGAGAUGCUUGGCUGUUCCCGCUGAAGAGGUCCACCGGGCAGCAUCAGAAAUAGCCGAAACAAUCUCGACCCUAAGUAGACCACUUCUUCGACAAGGACCAAUAGCUUGUAACUUGGAUGUGUUCACGUGAUUUAUGGAGAGUAGAGCAGUAUGGUGUUUCAAUGCACACCCACAAAUGUGAUGCCAUUAAAAUGGGCAAAUGGUUUUUUGAGAGAUACUGUACCGCUUAUGAUUUUGGAUCAUCAUAGAGCCCUGAACAUCUGUGAGUGAAUGUAGUAAACUGUUCUCAUCAUAAUCAUCAUCAGAUUUUCACUGUGUUUAAUAUGAACAUUUGUACCACCUGACGGCAAAUACAUCUCUAUUAACUUGUGUAUCACAACAGGCACAAAAUUGUUGGGAGGGGGAAGCACCAUGUUGUCUUUUUGACUUUAUUUGGUUCCAGUAUCUGUUUAGGGCACAGGCGGGGGUGUUGGAAAGGCUUUGGAGAAGUCCUUGAUGUUUUCAGGCUGUUUGCUCGUCCUGUUAACCCUCUCGGCUCGUCUAUAAGAGUUUUUGAGAUGACAAGUGGAUAAAGCCGGGCUUAUAAAAUACAACAAUGCAUUAUUUGAUCAAAGUUGGGUCAUUGGCAAUCCUAAUAUAGCAUUGAACGUAGCUGGUUUGUUCUUUAGACACAAUGGUAACUUACAGGGUAAAAUAUAUUUCUGUGUUAAUAGAUCUUUUAACUUGAAAUGUUUUUUGGGGAACUGGAACUGAUUUGUGUGAGAUUUUGGAUGUGAUGCCUUUAAUAGUAGCCUACAUUUAUUAUAUGUGCAUUGAAUGUGUUUUUUUUCUUCUGUGAAUUCAUCUCUUUCCAUCUGUUUUGAUAAUGAAUAUUACAACAUAUGCAAAUACUAAUUAACUGUACUCUCAUGUUCGUUUAUCAUAGAUAAGUGUUGGAGAACAAAAUAAAUGAAUAAAAGGAGAAUAAU